Fopius arisanus is the source of this 2326-nucleotide messenger RNA. Its product is annotated as odorant receptor coreceptor. Gene Ontology annotation, molecular function: olfactory receptor activity; odorant binding. Gene Ontology annotation, biological process: sensory perception of smell; detection of chemical stimulus involved in sensory perception of smell. Bases 622 to 1911 code for a protein of 429 amino acids. Gene Ontology annotation, cellular component: plasma membrane. The transcript is spliced from 7 exons. Lineage: Eukaryota; Metazoa; Arthropoda; Insecta; Hymenoptera; Braconidae. The record is from RefSeq and is a predicted model, not a curated record.
AAUAGUUUAGAGAAUCAGAUAUCGACAUAUGCUAAUUUUCUAUUGUGUUCAUUUAAUUAUUGUUAUUCAUUGAUUAUUGCAUUCGUUACCGUGGGAUUUUCUAGUGAAGCGUUUGUAUUCUGGAAAUUUUAUUACUCUAUGCCUUCCAGGUAACGCCGAUAGUUUGUUUUCCCUAGAUGUUAAUGAUAACACGACUGUUUACAAAUCCGUCGGUACGAUCAGAUUAUUUGCUUUAUGUUUUUGAAGUUUUAAAUGCCAUCAAAUAAUUUUUCAACGACAAGUUUAACCUACAACCUUUACAAGUUUUUAGGCAGAAUCUGAUAGUCUGGGGGAAGGUGUCAUAAAAAAUGUUUUUACAAUUCAUGAAUAAAGGUAUGGAGCCAUCGAUCUACCAUCCACACUUUCCACCGAGUGACGGCCGCUCCUCCCUCCCAAACGAAUCGUACGUUAUAGUUAUCCAUAAUUAACGUUCCUCAUAUCUUAUGAAUGGGUGAGUCAUGAGAGAUUCAUGGAUUCCACGAAAAUAACGAUUCCUCCAUUAUUUAUUCCGGUGCACCGAGCCGGAAUAGAGAAUAAUAGAUGACAGCCAAGUGUCAGUACAAGCGAAGAUCUCAGUAAGACAUGAGCUCUAAAACGGAACUCGCACCCAAACAAAAAAAUGUCUUUCCCCUCACCAAGAGCUAUUUAGCUUUCAAUUUCAAGUGGUUGACAAUUCUAGGCAUAUGGAAUCCUUACAAAACGGGCCCAAAGUACUGGAUUUAUCAAAGCUAUUGGGUAUACGUAGUCGUUGUAGUGAUGGCAGCAAGAUUGUUUACUCUUCUGGUUCGGACAAUAAUCGCUGAAAAUGCAGCGACCUUUCUGAAUGAGUUCUCCCUCCUGGCUGUUGAACUUGUUGACACCCUCAAGUACAUUGCCUUGGCGGUUCACGAGAAAGAGGUGGUUGAGUUGUCGGAGGCCUUCAACUGGGAGAGACAGCUGCCUGGUGCUGAUCGAUUCAAGUAUUACCGGAACAAAGUGGUCACCCGAGCCUUGAGCAGCUCCAGGACCUUCACCAUAGCCAUCAUGGUAGCUCUCGUUGAGUACUAUCCGUUCUACUACUACUCCAUCUUGACCCAUUCUGACUACAAAGUGGAAAAGUUACCCGUUGGAACUCCUCCAUUGAAGUACUGCUUCAUAACAUCCAACUUCUGGGCGGCUUUCAUCUUUGAUUGGUUCACGUGCACUUGGCUCGGUCUUCUGGCUGUUGUUGAAGAUGCCCUCAUCAUGGCAGUUCUCAUUAAUUUGACAGCCCAACUGGAAAUCCUCAAUUAUCGGUUGGAAAGAUGUCACUUGACAACUUACGUACUUCAUGAUGAUAAAGACAAUUAUGAUAAGUCACAUACGUUCUUCGAACACUUCGACGGAACAAUCGAAAAUUCCUCCGAUGACGCAUUAGUUAUCGAUCCAAACGAAGAACUCAUCAACUGCAUUAAAUUCCAUCAACAUAUCAAAAGGAUGUUGAAACUAUUCGGGACUAUUUUCGAUAAAGCACUCCUACCCCAGCUGUUCACAAGUUUGUUAUUAAUUACUUUACUACUAUUACAAAUGAUAUUGGGUCAACAAGGAAAUCUUUUGGACUCGAUAAUCGCGAUGGCGUUUUUGUUCUGUGUGUUGCUUCAACUACUGGCAUUCUGUUUCGGGGGUAAUUUCAUUCUCGUUGAGAGCGAUAGAUGUAGUCUUGCUGCGGGUUCAUCACAAUGGUACAAUAUGGACAUCACAUUCAGGAAGAAUAUGAAGAUAUUCCUUGGGGCUGUCAGGAAUCCCAUUAUAGUCAGCGCUGGAGGCCUAGUUGACUUGUCAGCUGAAACAUUCAAAAAUCUACUAACGAAGGCGUACUCGGGGUCAGCCGUGCUGCAGAACGUCAGCAGUUGAAGCACUUGGAUUGAAAUAAUCAUAGUCAUUUUAUAGCUAUUCAUUAUUAUAUUCAUUAAGUGGAUCAGAAUCCUCAGCUCAUCUAUCACACAUACACGGAGAGAAAUAUUCAAGAAAAAUUACGGAAUAUCUGAGAGGAUUUUAGGUUAAUUUGUAUAGAAAUGUAAGAGAAAAACGUGAAACGUUCGGUAAAUUUUCGCAUCUCCCACCAGAAGAGACAGAAAGAGUCUCAGUCUUUCUGUUAAACUGUUUAAACUUAACAACAAUUUCACGAAUCAUUAUGUUCAAAAAUUCUUACGUAACAUGUCGUUGAUUUUGUGGGUUUUUGUCGGGUAAUUCUUAUCGGAUUUUUCUCUCCGUGGAUCUCGCAUUUUACAUGAGAUGAAAAUAUUUGUAUAUCGCAGAAUAUUUUAAG